GGGAAAGACGCUGGUUUUUGUGGGGACCGUGGAGAGAUGCUACAGACUGAAGCUGUUCCUGGAACAGUUUGCCAUUCCUGCCUGCGUGCUCAACUCUGAGCUGCCUGUUCAGUCCAGUUGCACCUUCAGAACUGGCAGAUCUUCUCAGCACCAUGCCUGUUUUGAGCUCUCAGCAGCAGCAGCAGGAGGAGGCCCAGCUUGACACAGCCUUCAACUUUAACUCAACUGUCCACGGUGGAGGUUUGCUCGUCUCUGAAUCCUGCAGCUACCGGGUGCAGUCUUUCCUGGGGCAGGGCACCUUUGGUACUGUUGCAAAGUAUGUGAGGAUCAAUGACAUGAAGUCUGUGGCCAUCAAGAUGAUGAUGAACACUGAUCACAACUAUAUGCAGGCUAAGCUGGAGGUGGCUGCCUUGAAGAGACUGCAAUCACUCAACCCAGACCGGUGCAACAUUGUUCGUUGGUACGAGGAUUUUGUCGACCAAGGACACAUUUGUCUCGUGUUUGAGCACCUGGACAGAAGUCUCUUUGACUAUAUGAAGGAGAGACAAUUCCAUCCUCUGCCUUUGAAGCAUAUCAGACCAAUUGUCCAUCAGCUUGCCAAUGCUCUUCACCACUUGAAGGCUGCUAAAAUAAUACACGCAGACCUCAAGUUGGAGAAUGUGAUGUUGGUGAACCAACAACAAGAGCCCUUUAGAGUCAAGGUUAUUGACUUUGGCCUUUCGGCUCCUGAGUCUGGUCAUGCCGUUGGCUCAUACGUCCAGAGCCGUCCUUACCGCUCUCCAGAGGUCAUUUUGGGACUAACUCUCUCAUGGACCAUAGACAUGUGGUCUCUUGGAUGCAUAGCAGCUUUCCUGUAUCUCGGUCACUUGCUUUACUUCGGUAACAGUGAGUAUGACGUGAUCAGGAACAUAACGCAGGUUCAAGGUCAGCCUCCUGACAGACUGCUCUCCGCUGGCUGCAAAACUGACUGCUUUUUCCAAAGAAACGGCAACUAUCUUUGGAAACUCAAGACACCAGAGCAGUUCCAACGAGAAACGGGGAUGACGGCGACAAAGCAGAUGUCAUACUUGUCCUCACUGAAUGACCUCCUUCACAUCAGACCCCUCAGCAGCUACAGAGGAACAGAUCGCUACACAGAGAAGAAAGAUGUGUGCAUGUUUGUAGACGUGCUAAAAGAAAUGUUGCAGCUGGACGUAGCAAAAAGGAUCACACCUCUACAGCUGAUGCAGCAUCAGUUCACCAGCUUGGGCCACAUUACCCACCUGUAUCCCUACAGUCACUAUGUCAGGUCUAGUGUUCAAGUGAUGAACGCCUGCCAGAUGCGUGGAAAAGCUGUGCGUGCAUCACGACGGCAGGGCACGGCCCUCAAGAGCCAACAACACUUGUGUCACAUCAUCACCCAGUUUAACCAGGGAUUUUACAACUACAUCAUUGCCACAGAUGAACAGAGUCUGGCUGAUCCCACUGCAGCUCCACAGACGACCGCAGGCAAAGGGAAGAAGAAGAAGAACACAGAGAAAGGAGGAAAAGCUAAGGACAAUGAGUAUGGAGUCUCCAGAGGUGUCGAUUUCCAAAAUGUUGCCAGUGUCAUCAACUUUGAUUUCCCCACCACUGUGGAGUCGUACAUUCACAGAGUUGGAAGAACGGCGAGAGCAGACAACCCAGGCACUGCUCUAUCGUUCAUCUCCCACACUGAGCUGGCUUUACUGUCUGAAGUGGAUGAGGCUCUCACAGGAGAUAAUGCUGAUUCUGUCCUGAAACCUUACGAGUUUAAAAUGGAGGAGAUCGAAGGCUUCAGGUACAGGUGCAGGGACGCCAUGCGUUCAGUGACGAAGCAGGCGGUGAGGGAGGCCAGGCUGAAGGAGAUUAAACAGGAGCUGCUUAAUUCUGAAAAACUCAAGACAUAUUUCGAGGAUAAUCCCAGAGAUCUGCAGCUGCUCAGACACGACAAAGACCUCCAUCCUGCUGUCGUCAAACCUCACCUGAGGAACGUCCCCGAGUACCUCAUUCCUGAGUCGCUGAGGGGCGUGGUCAAUCCAAUGUCCAGCAGGAGGAGGAGGAAGAGGAAGGAAACGCCAAAACCUGAAGGGGUCGUUAAGACCAGUUUUAAGAAGAACAUCAAGGGGGCAAACCCACUGAAGAGCUUCAGAUACAGCGGAGGCAGAGGCAGGAAAGGCAACACCAGCAAGUCAUAGCUGCUGCAGCACUGUCUCUCUCAGCUGUGCAGAGGACAGAGCGUGGUCUCCGUGUUGUCCCCCAGGUGAGACGAAUAUCAGCUGUGUGGACUUUGCUCCACAUGCUCAACAGGACACUGACUAAAUGGACUUAUACUGACUUGUGUGGACGGAGUAGGAAAUAUAAGGAAUAUCAAGUUUGAACAAGGAUUUCUGUCAAAUCCUUACGUGUUGAUGUGAAACGUGAGCGGAGACUGAGAAUUACAGUAAUAAUACCUACUGUCUCACCAGCAGUACAAUUUAUGUCUGUGUAAUAUUUGUAUUAAAACAAAGUAAAGAAAA
This is a messenger RNA of Solea solea (common sole), 2516 nucleotides long. It is a transcript of the gene ddx56, whose product is annotated as DEAD (Asp-Glu-Ala-Asp) box helicase 56. Gene Ontology annotation, biological process: peptidyl-threonine phosphorylation; smoothened signaling pathway; intrinsic apoptotic signaling pathway in response to DNA damage by p53 class mediator. Gene Ontology annotation, cellular component: nucleolus; PML body; nucleus. NCBI's taxonomy places the organism in Eukaryota, Metazoa, Chordata, Actinopteri, Pleuronectiformes, Soleidae. Gene Ontology annotation, molecular function: nucleic acid binding; transcription coactivator activity; protein serine/threonine kinase activity. Bases 153 to 2195 code for a protein of 680 amino acids. The transcript has 10 exons. The record is from RefSeq and is a predicted model, not a curated record.